AUGAAAUGGGUCACAGAGAAUCCCAACUAUCAGCCCCGUCCUAAGUCAUCCUUCAAAGGCCUGAGCCUUCACGAGAUCCCAGCCACCCCCGACUCCCUCCUCGACAGCCCUAACAGAAUGGCAAUCUUUCUAAGAUCAGCCAACGGCAGAAACCCAUGGUUAAGAAUCGGCUCGUCAUCUGGACCCAGUUCAUUCAUAAGCUACAGACGCGCUCUUGCCAUGUUCGGCGAGCCCGCAACCCAUACCGAAUCCACACCCAAGACCGAACGCGAGUGGUGUGAGAAGAACACCGUCUACACUGUCCCAAUUCUGUCCGAAGAAGAACAGUGGGCUCUCUUCAGAGCGAGCAUUGGAGGAUGGCCAGACGUUGAAGGCCACGACUUCGCUGGUCUGACCAACUGGAUCCAUAGAUGUAUGGAGACAGACAAGAAGUUCCUGGAGGUCACGCUCCCAUCAUGGAAGAAGGAAAGGGAGGAUCAUCGCGCCACCACGAUUGAGAAGCUGUCGAAGUUGAGCCUCAAGCAUCAUGGUCCUUCGGGAUAA
Aureobasidium vineae is the source of this 543-nucleotide messenger RNA. Lineage: Eukaryota; Fungi; Ascomycota; Dothideomycetes; Dothideales; Saccotheciaceae. The record is from the annotation of a GenBank genome assembly.